Topomyia yanbarensis is the source of this 1346-nucleotide messenger RNA. RefSeq names its product dihydrofolate reductase (gene Dhfr). The record is from RefSeq and is a predicted model, not a curated record. The transcript has 2 exons. Lineage: Eukaryota; Metazoa; Arthropoda; Insecta; Diptera; Culicidae. Bases 249 to 809 code for a protein of 186 amino acids. Gene Ontology annotation, molecular function: NADP binding; dihydrofolate reductase activity. Gene Ontology annotation, biological process: folic acid metabolic process; glycine biosynthetic process; tetrahydrofolate biosynthetic process. Gene Ontology annotation, cellular component: mitochondrion.
CUUGGAUUCGUUUUUUGACAGCUAAACGCGAAUCCAAAAUGGAGUCUCCGCAGUUCUGUUUCUAGAGUUUUUCUAGUUCUUCCCAUGGAAGCGCGGAAAUGUUUUAAAAAACUUUAAAAUGAAAUUUGAUAUGUUAUUUAGUGUUGUAAAUGCAUAAAAAAGGGGCAGAAAGUGAAAAUUCAUGAACUUAAAAAAUAAGUUCUUCCAACUAACAUUCCUAGCAGUUCUUGGUUUCAAGUUUAUUGAAAAUGAAAAAGUUUUCUCUGAUCGUGGCCGUGUGUGAAAACGGUGGUAUUGGUUACAAAGGAGAUCUGCCUUGGAAGCUAAAGCAAGAAUUGAAGUAUUUUUCUAGAACAACGAAAAAAUUAAACAAUCCCACUAAACGCAAUGCAAUUAUUAUGGGCCGUAAAACCUACUUCGGUGUUCCAGAAACGAAACGGCCUUUGCCGGAAAGACUUAACAUUGUGUUGACUCGUGAUCCGAGCUCGAAUAUUUAUCCUAACGAUGUAGUGGUUUGUAAAAGUUUGCAAGAGGCAUUGAAUAAACUGGAGGAUAUCCCAUUGGUUGACGAGAUCGAAAACGUAUGGAUUGUUGGUGGCACUGCUGUAUACAAAGAAGCAAUGCAAUCGACUAGAUGUCAUCGCAUUUACCUCACAGAAAUACAGACGGCUUUUGAAUGUGAUGCGUUUUUUCCGGAAAUAACAAAUGAUUUUAAAUUGGUAGAAAAUGAUGCCGAUAUACCGCAAGAUGUUCAAGAAGAAAACGGAAUUAAAUAUCGGUACAAAAUCUACGAGAAAGUUUCAAAUUGACAUUCCAAGCUAGUGAGCCUCAAUGCAAGAAAAGCCUGCUCCUACAUAUUAGAGAAAAUGCAAAUUAACGCUUUUUGUGAAAAGGGCGAUACUUACAAAUGUAAUCAUAGGGCAUUUUUAAUACAUGCGAAUGAGGGCUCCAAAACGCAGCAAAUUAACCUAAAAAUUUGGAUUCUAAGAUAUUGCUUUCUUGAACUACAGCAAAAAAUACAACGGGCGAAACUGUAUUUUAGCUUGUUUAUUUAAAGUUUCGCCCUCCACGCUCCAUGCAAAUAAUCGGCGAUACUAUGCUACCAGUUUAGAGGCGAAACUAUAUUUUUGCGCAUUUUUUUGCGCACCAGCUGUAAAUAGUAACAAUGAUCGCUAUUGAAAAAAUCUGGACGAAAUCGGUGGUGUAAAACGGUAGUUAUUGCAAAAAAAAUGUAAGGACAAUACUUCAAUGGUGGGACCGAAAAAGUAAACGAUCGCCAAAGGGGCGAUACUAUCAUUAUGUCGAUUUAAAUAGCAAAAAUAAAUUUUAAUUCAAUAAUUUUUGAA